UCAAAAACGACUAACGUCACACAAGCAGGGCUGGCUGUGCUCCCCUCCACCCUGGCACGCCGAGACGGCGCAUGGCCAGAGAGCCGCUGCAUUGCGAGACCCCAGUUUUUUUCCAUGCAAGAGGCCUGUUUUUCUCCAGCAGUAUUUUUCUUUAUAUCCACAGAUAUUUUCUGCGCUGUCUUUUUAAUUGAAGGGAAUGUACAAGGUUUCGCGCCCCGACGAAGUCAAAUACACGGCCGCGGCCGAGGCCAGCGAGGAUGCUGAGGGGUACAUGAUUGUCGGCGACUACUCUAUAGUCAGGGAGCUGGGCAAGGGCUCGUACGGCACCGUGUACCUAGUUAGGCACCGCAGCACCGAAAAGGAAUAUGCCAUGAAGGAGUACCUCAAGGCUGCGCUGCGCAAGCGUGUGCAGGCGGACAUGGUGAAGAAGGCGCGCGGUGGAGGCCCUAUGGCGCGCGGGCGCGGGCGCGGUGGACUGUUUGCGAUGCGCCAGGCGAUGCUUGACCAGCAAAAGGACGAGCAGCAGGACCCGUUCUCGCUUAUCCGCAUGGAGCUUGCCAUCUGGAAGAAGCUGCAGCACCAAAACUUGGUGCGGCUCCACGAGGUGCUAAACGACCCUGAGCAGGACGUUCUCUAUCUAGUCAUGGACCUGUGCAGGAACGGACCUGUGCAGAAGCUGGACCAAAACGAGUUCACGUCCGAGCCCCUGGACUGCGAGCUGGCGCACAAGUUUUUUGUCGAGGCAAUGCUGGCGCUCGAGUACCUGCACGAGCACGGUAUUGUUCACCGCGACCUCAAGCCUGACAACAUGCUGAUUACCAGCGACAACGUGCUCAAGAUUACCGACUUUGGCGAGUCUAAGCUGUUGAGCAAGCACGGUGAGAAGAUCAAGGGGUACUCGGGCACACCAGCAUUCAUGGCGCCCGAGCUCUGCACCAACACUAGCGAGGUGUCGGGCGAGGCUGCCGAUAUCUGGUCGCUGGGCGUGUGUCUCUACUCGUUCAUCUACGGGAAGCUGCCAUUCACUGGCGAGACGGUUCUGGAGAUCAUGGACGCAGUGUCUGAGGGAAAGCUUGAGAUUCCCGAGGGAGGCGAUUCGCAGCUGGAUGACCUGCUGAUCCGCGAGCACCCGUGGGUCACACAGAACGGCACGUACAGGAUCACCGACAAGGGGGCCAACUGCAAGCACGUUGUUAGCGCAGUCACGCAGGAGGAUCUGGAUCAGGUCAUCCAGCCCAUUUACGACAUCAUGCCGGUCAUCCAUGCCGUCGCCAAGCUCAAGCGCUACCGCCGGCGAAUCCGCGAGAGACAUGAGCUGGAGGAGAAGCUCAAGCAGCACAAUAUCCAAUAG
Molecule: messenger RNA, 1351 nt
Organism: Linderina pennispora
Lineage: Eukaryota; Fungi; Kickxellomycota; Kickxellomycetes; Kickxellales; Kickxellaceae
Product: kinase-like protein
Exons: 4
Coding region: 197-1351 (384 amino acids)
Biological process (GO): protein phosphorylation; intracellular signal transduction
Cellular component (GO): cytoplasm
Molecular function (GO): ATP binding; protein serine/threonine kinase activity
Source: RefSeq, a predicted model, not a curated record